AAUAAAUAAAUAAUGUACUCCCUAUAAAUUUGCCCAAUUUUUUCAGUUUCCGGUAGCCGUCGAGCCGAUCACUCAAACCGGAGAGAAAAAUGUCAGAAAAUGGAGAUUCCCCGGGAGGAACGGACGUGCUCCGCCUCAAAACCCUAGCGGAGGAGAAGUACGUUUCCGGCGACCUGAAGUCAGCCAUAAAGCACGCCAAGCAAGCUCACCGUCAGUGCCCCAACCUAGACGGCCUAUCCGAGAUGCUCACGGCCUUCAAAAUCCUCCGCACCGCCACCAAGCCCGCCACAACGACUGAUGGUGCUGCAGGUCCGCCGGAUUACUACAAAAUUUUCCAGGUCGAGCGGUUUUCCAACAUCAAUGGCAUCAAGAAGCAGUAUAAGAAGCUUGCUUUGACCCUCCACCCGGACAAGAAACCAUUCGUGGCCUGUGAGGAGGCAUUCAAGCUCGUCGGGGAAGCGUAUAGGGUUCUGUCGGAUAAGAUUAGGCGAAAGGAGUAUGAUUUGAAGCUCAGAGUCGCUAUGCAGUCUUCGGCAGCGGAGGAAUCGGCGGCGGAGGAGACGUUCUGGACGGCUUGUUCGACUUGUAGGCUGUUGCAUAAGUUUAGCAGACAGUAUCUAGGGCAUAACUUAAUGUGCCCUAACUGUAAGAAGAGCUUCCAUGCUACUGAAGUAUCAGAAAAUGCUGAAAAUUCUGUUCCUUUUAGGGACAUUGAUAGUGAGGGUGAGAAAAAUAAUCAAGUUUUGGGGACUAGAGUUAGUGCUAGGAUUAAGGCUAGGAAAAUGACUAGUGUUGGGGAGGUUUUACAAAGGGAAAAAUGGAGAGGAUUGAAAGAUGUGGAUGAAGCUGAGAGUGGAUCAUCGAAUAGAGUGGAUAAAUCAAGAAAUGUUGGUGGGGAAGAAGAUGCAAGGAAUGACAGUGGUGGUGAGAUUGAAGGAGUGAGGUCAAGGAGAGGAGUUCAGGUGAGAGGUAGAGGUGAGGAUCAGGAGAAGAGUGGUAAUAAUGUGGUGCAGAGGUCGAGGGCAAAGCGAUUGGAGGUCAGUGAAGAAGAAACAAUGACAUUAGCAGAGAUGCAAAUGAUAGUGAAGAAGUUGAAUAAGGAGAAAUUGAGAGCAAAGGUGAAUGAGAUGGUGACGAAGCCAAACUUAGGGGAGAAGGAGCUGGAAAGCGAAAAGGAGGAUACAGAGUUGUGUUUGAGUGAAACAGAAAGUGAAAUAGAGGAAGCUAUGGAGACCAUGAAUGUGAAAGGAAAGAGGGAGAGACGUAAGGUGUCAAAAGGGGAGAGCUUGGAAGCGGUGCAAAGAAGAGCUACAAAGGGUGGAGAUCUGGGUGCCAAGAGGCGCAAAGUGUCUAUAAUAGUUGAUUCAGAGAUAAUGUCAGUGGAAGGUUCAGACUUUUACGAAUUUGGUAAUGAUAGAGAGGAGAGGAGUUUCAAGAAAGGACAAGUGUGGGCUGUUUAUAAUGACGAUAUAGAUGAUGGAAUGCCAAGGUAUUAUGCUUUGAUUGAUGAAGUGUUGUCUGUGAAUCCUUUUGAGGUGCGAUUGUUUUGGUUGGACUUACAAAAUAAUGAUGAUGAGGCAUUGAUUAAUUGGGGAAAAAGGGGGUUUCACAUAUCCUGUGGCAAAUAUAAGGUUUCUGAGCAAGCUUUGGUGAAAUCCCUGAAAAAGUUCUCUCAUGUCAUGGAUUGUGAAAGAGCAGCUAGAGCAUUGUACAGGGUUUACCCUAAAAAGGGUUCAGUUUGGGCAAUCUACGAGGAAAAUAACCCAAACGCCGAUCAAGAUGUUGAGGGCAAGCAGUACGGUAUUGUUGUAUGUUUAACCAGUUAUACUGAAAUACACGGCCUGAGUGUGGCAUACCUUGAGAAGGUUGAUGGUUUUAGGACAGUUUUCAAGAGAAGAGAGAUCGGGGCUCACGCCAUUAGAUGGCUCGGGAAGGAUGAAAUUACACUGAUGUCCCACCAAAUUCCUGCCAAGAAACUUUCUGGGGAAGAGGCAGUUGGCAUUUCUAAAGAAUGUUGGGAACUGGAUCCAGCUUCAGUUCCUUCUAAGAUGCUCACUAUUGAUCAGAGUAAAUAGCUUCCACCCUUGUACUUGAUAUAAGUUACUUGCAUUGAAAUUGUGAGUGCCCAUUGGUUUAUUAAUUAGUCAUUUCAGGCAAUAUAAUAUAGAUUUAAAAGUUGAAUUCUUUUAGUAAGGGAACUGGUGAAGAGAUUUUAUUGCUGUCUCCAGUUAUGCAGGUUCUUGAUGCAGAAAAGUCUUCCUUCCUUCCAUUGAACUUUGAUCAAAAGAAUAUGUGAUUGUAAGAGA
Molecule: messenger RNA, 2306 nt
Organism: Ipomoea nil (Japanese morning glory)
Lineage: Eukaryota; Viridiplantae; Streptophyta; Magnoliopsida; Solanales; Convolvulaceae
Product: J protein JJJ2
Exons: 1
Coding region: 90-2075 (661 amino acids)
Source: RefSeq, a predicted model, not a curated record